CAUAUAGAGCCAACUAGCUAAGUCGUAUACAGCUCGCGGCUCUUCAACCUCCGAGAAUGACACCUUUCUACCUAUUUAACUUGCCGGUGUGUAACACCUGAUGGCUGGUUCACUCCCGCAGACCGCUAUGAACGGCGUUCUCAGUUUGGCAUGUACCCGUCUUGAACCUUUUCACCAUCGGAAAGCGAACUCCUAUCGCCGUCUACAACCACCAUAGUAGCAUAUUAGCUUCCGCACUCAAGAUGGCGGCAACCAAAGACGCAGUAGCAGCGGUGCCAGCGUCGAGGCCGAGCAAGGAGAAGCUGGUCAAAACACACCAAGCACAUCUGAAGAAGCAGGCCAGCUCGCCAAAUGCACCUCGGCCAGUGAAGCAGCCGAUCCUGUCGGAUGCAUAUCCGCCAUCGACAAAAUCUAUUAGAGAGCUUGAAAUCAUCCCAUUAUGCGAGCUUGGCGCAGAGACACACCACCGCGGCAAGGGCAUCAUCGUCAGGGUGAUCAGCGCGCCAUUCGUGGGUGCCGGCGCCGUGAGCAUCGUAGAGGACGAGUUCGGCAACGCCGACAAGCUAGCCAUCUACAACCAGCCCGACUCGUCCAUCCUUUCCGGGGCGCCCGAGGGAUGCGUGGUGGCGGUCAAGGAGCCGUACUACAAGAACAACGGCGCCGAGGACGACUUCAUGAUCUGCGUCGACCACCCGUCCGAUGUCAUCCUGUUGCGGUUCACGGACCCGAUCAUCCCGGAAGCGCUGAGGCUUGGACCGCUCCUCAAGACGGCAGAGGAAUGGAAGAUUGCGGGCGACCGAGCUUUCAUCGAGAAGGACUUCCCGACGGCUGUGUUCUGCUAUACCGAAGCCCUAGAAGCCUCGGAGGACCCGGCCUUCCAAGCGCCGAUCUACACCAAGCGCGCCGGCACCAACCUCAUCCUGGGCCGGUACGACGCGGCCAAGGCGGACGCCCUCGCCUCGCGCACGGGGGGACCGCAGGACUGGAAAGCCUACUACAACGCCGGCCGGGCCGCGUACGGGCUGUGCGACUACGGCGAGAGCAACACGUAUCUCUCGGCGGCGCUCAAGCUGAACCCUUCCAACGCCAGCAUCCAGAGGGAGCACGCGCGCUGCCAGGCGCGGCUGCGCGAGGAAGCGAACGGGGACGAGACCGAGUACGACUUCGCGGGCCUCCUAGCCUCGCUUGUCGUGGUGGCGGGCCCGCAAAGUCAAAGUCAAAGUCAAAGUCAAACAACGGCGGUGGCAGUGCACCUCGACCGCGGCUCCUUCCUGCGCAAAAACACGCGCGUCGCCGAGUCGGCGCACCACGGGCGGGGGCUGUUCGCGGCGCGCGACAUGAAAGCCGGCGAGCUGGUGUUUGUCGAGAAGGCAACGCUGAUGCCGAACCAGUACGACCCGGCGCGGGCGUCGGCCGCGCUGUACGCGCUCAUGGUGCGCCAGCUGUGCGACAACCCGUCGUCGCUUUCCGGGCCGGUGCUGGAUCUGUAUGCUGGAGGUGGCGCUGGCGGGGGAGAUGACAGGUACUAUGAGCGGAGCGGGAAGGAGGGGACUAUUGUGGAUGGCGUGCCCGUCGUGGAUGUGUUUCUGGUCGAGCGGAUCCGCACGACCAACUGCUUCAGCGCGCCGCGGGCGACGGUCCUGGAUACGGCGCCCAGCGCGCCCGAGGGACAGCAGGCCAAGGGCCUGUGGCUGCACGCCAGCCGCAUGAACCACAGCUGCGUGCCGAAUACCAUGCGCUCGUUCCUGGGCGAUCUGCUGAUCAGCCGCGCGACGAGGGAUAUCACGGAAGGCGAGGAGCUCUUCCAGCAGUACAUCCCCGUCAAGCCGCUGCCGGAUGUGCGGAACGAGAAGUUCAAGGAAGGGUGGGGGUUUGAGUGCGAUUGUGUCUUAUGUGUCGGGGAGAGGCGGAGUCCGGAGGCCAUGCUGGCCAAGAGGAAGGAGGUGCUCGCAGCGGUAGAGAAGCUGUGCAACAAGAAGCUUCCGCGCAGGGAGUUGAUCCCGGAGGCGACGAUCCGCAACGUCGAUCGGUUGAUGAAGCAGCUUGAGGACGCACACGAACCUGAGGUAUACGACGGCCUUCCGCGGCUGACCCUGAUCUACCCGUGCAACUGGCUCGUUGCGGCACAUCGCGGGCGGAAGAACUACGCCAAGGUGGUCAAGUACGCCCUGAAGGUGUUGCGCAACUUUGGCUUUCGGGUGCCGGACGACGGCUCGGCGGUGUGGGAUCCCAGGGACAUGUACACCAAAUCUGGUAACGCAUCGCUCAUGACGGUCCACGUGGUGGCUGCUCUUAGGAACCUGGCGGAAGCGUACAAGGCGCUGGGAUAUGAUGAGAUGGCUGGGAAGUGCAUCGAGGCGGCCGAGUUUGGGUACCUGAUGGUCACGGGGUUCCAGAAUGACUUGGCAACACUGGACAAGUGAUGCGGAUGGAAGCAACUGUUGGGCAUUUUGAUGUACGAUAGUACCAAACGGGGUCAAAUUGGUUUAGGGCUGUUUCAUGGAUCGUAAACUAGUAGCAGAAUCUGAAGAUUACCUACCGUA
Chaetomium strumarium is the source of this 2543-nucleotide messenger RNA. RefSeq lists its product as uncharacterized. The transcript has 3 exons. Gene Ontology annotation, molecular function: protein binding. Lineage: Eukaryota; Fungi; Ascomycota; Sordariomycetes; Sordariales; Chaetomiaceae. The coding region runs from base 243 to 2423 and encodes 726 amino acids. The record is from RefSeq and is a predicted model, not a curated record.